Molecule: messenger RNA, 8349 nt
Organism: Vigna unguiculata (cowpea)
Lineage: Eukaryota; Viridiplantae; Streptophyta; Magnoliopsida; Fabales; Fabaceae
Molecular function (GO): ATP hydrolysis activity; ADP binding
Source: RefSeq, a predicted model, not a curated record
GUUGUAGUCACUGUUGAAAACAAGUCAACAGGAAGUGUCUAGGAAGCAUGGACCCAAACAUUUUCGUGUCUACAGCCACUGAAAGUGUAUUUAAAUUUGGGGAAAAUCUGGUUACCCGUCAUUUGGGUUACUUUUAUAAUUAUAAUGGCAAAUUUGAAGAGGUGAAACAUCGUGUUGAGAUGCUUGAUGAUACUAGAAAAAGGGUGCAAAAUGAUGUUAUGGUUGCAGAAAUGAAUGCAGAAGAAAUUGAAGAAGAUGUUAAACAUUGGUUGAAACAUGUGGAUGAGAAGAUCAAAGAAUACGAAAAUUUCCUGUGCGAUAAACGCCAUGAGAAGACAAGCUGCUCCAUUGGUUUCUUUCCUAAUAACUUGCAAUUGAGGUAUAGGCUAGGAAGAAAAGCUACGAAGAUUGUAGAGGAAGUCAUUGCAGAUGAACUUUUGAAUAAAAAGUUUGAUAAAGUAUCGUAUCAUAUAGGCCCAUCCAUGGAUGCUGCUUUGUCAAACACUGGCUAUGAAAGUUUCACAUCGAGAAAGAAAAUUAUGGGAAUGAUUAUGCAAGCACUUGAAGACUCUACAAUUAGUAUGAUUGGAGUUUACGGUGUUGGAGGUGUGGGAAAGACCACUUUAGUCAAAGAAGUUGCUAAGCAAGCUAAAGAAAGGAAGUUGUUCAACAAGGUGGUUAUGGCAAAUAUAACAAGAAACCCUGACAUAAAGAAAGUUCAAGGACAAAUUGCUGAGAUGUUAGGAAUGAGAUUGGAAGAGGAAAGUGAGAUUGUAAGAGCAGAUCGUAUUCGAAAAAGAUUAAAGAAAGAAAAGGAGAAUACCCUUAUAAUCCUAGAUGAUCUCUGGAAUGGAUUGGACUUGAACAGACUGGGGAUUCAACGUAAUGAAGUUGAUGAUGUCAGUCAAAAGGUUGCAAAGGAUGUUGCAGAUUUUGGUUAUAAAAGGGUGGAGACAGAAAAGUUAUCUGCUGAUUCCAAUAAGAUGAAGAAAGAAAAAUUAUCUAGUGACUACAAUAAGAUUAAAAAAGAAAACUUAUCUGUUGAUCACAAAGGAUUCAAAAUUUUCUUAACAUCUAGAAAUAAAGAAGUAUUAUGCAAUCAAAUGGAUGUCCAAGAAAGAUCAACUUUCCCAUUAGGAGUCCUUGACCAAAAGGAGGGAGAGGCUUUACUUAAGAAAAUGGCUGAAAUAAGUGUUACCAAUUCUGCAUUUGAUGACAAAGUUACUGAGAUAUCCAAAAUGUGUGCUGGGUUGCCCAUAGCAUUGAUUUCCAUUGGAAAAACAUUAAAGAAUAAGAGCCCUUAUGUGUGGGAGGAUGUUUGUCGACAAAUUGAAAGACAAAAUUUUACUGGAGGUCAGGAACCUAUUGAAUUCUCUGCAAAGUUAAGUUAUGAUCAUUUAAAAACUGAGGAGCUUAAGCAUAUUUUCUUACAAUGUGCUAGAAUGGGAAGUGAUUUCUCGAUUAUGGACCUAGUCAAGUUCUGUAUUGGUUUUGAUAUGCUUCAAGGUGUUUACACAAUAAGAGAAACAAAAUCUAGAGUAAAUGUGUUGAUGGAAGAGCUAACUGAGUCAAGUUUGCUGGUAAAAAGUUAUUCUAAUGACUGUUUCAACAUGCAUGACAUUGUGCGUGACGUUGCUCUUUCAAUUUCAUCUAAAGAGAAACAUGUAUUUUUCAUGAAAAAUGGCAAACUAAAUGAGUGGCCUCAUAAGGAUAAGUUAGAAAGGUACACAACUAUUGUUUUACAUUAUUGUGAUAUUGUUGAGCUUCCAGAGAGUAAAUACUGUUCUAGACUUGAAGUCUUCCAUAUUGACAGUAAAGAUGAUUUUUUGAAAAUACCAGAUGACCUUUUUAAGUAUAUGAUUGAACUCAAAGUAUUGAUAUUGACUGGUGUUAAUUUGUCAUGCUUACCUUCUUCCAUUACAUACCUAACAAACCUAAAGAUGCUUUGUUUGGAGAGAUGCACUCUAAGAAAUAACUUAGCAAUCAUAGGAGAGUUAAGGAAAUUAAGAAUUCUUUCCCUUUCAGGAUCUAAUAUUGAAUGUUUGCCUGUUGAAUUGAGGCAAUUGGAUAAGUUGCAACUUUUGGACUUAAGCAAUUGCUCGCAACUAAGAGCGAUACCUUCCAAUAUGAUAUUAGGAAUGAACAGUUUGGAAGAGUUUUAUAUGAGAGAUGACUUGAUUUUGAGGGAAACUAAUGAGGAAAUCCAAAGUAAGAAUGCUAGUCUUUCUGAAUUGAGGCACUUGAAGCAGUUAAGAAGUUUAGACAUACACAUUCCUAGUGUUGCCCAUUUUCCACAAAAUUUAUUCUUUGACAAGUUGGAUAGCUACAAGAUUAUCAUUGGAGAAAUUAACAUGCUUUCAGUGGGAGAAUUCAAAAUCCCUGACAAGUAUGAAGUAGUGAAAUUUUUGGCAUUGAACCUAAAAGAUGGUAUUAACAUUCAUUCUGAAAAAUGGAUUAAAAUGUUGUUCAAAAGAGUUGAGUAUUUGCUUCUAGGAGAACUCAAUGAUGUUCAUGAUGUUUUCUAUGAAUUAAAUGUCGAAGGAUUUCCACAUUUGAAACAUUUGUUUAUUGUAAACAAUGUUGGCCUUCUGUACAUUAUCAACUCCGUGAAGCGAUUUCACCCUUUACUUGCUUUCCCCAAAUUGGAGUCCAUGUGUCUUUACAAAUUGGAGAAUUUGGAGAAAAUAUGUGACAGUCAACUCACAGAGGCCUCCUUCUGCAGAUUAAAGAUCAUCAAGAUUAAAACAUGUGGUCAAUUGGAAAGUAUUUUCUCAUUUUUCAUGCUCAGUCGUCUCACCAUGCUUGAAACAAUUGAAGUGUGUGAUUGUGAUUCUUUAAAGGAGAUUGUUUAUUUUGAAGGAGAAUUUGAUACUGUCAGUGAUGUGCAAACUGACAAGAUCCAGUUUCCUCAAUUACGAUUUUUAACGUUGCAAUCUUUACCAGCAUUUUUUGGUUUGUAUACCAACGAUAAAAUGCCUUCCAUCUCUGAAUCAUCAGAAGACCAAAUGCAAAACAGGGAGCUUAAAGAAAUUGGCCAAGAUACAAAUGCUUGCUUUUCACUCUUCAAUGGAAAGGUUGCAAUGCCCAAAUUAGAGUUCUUGGAGUUGUCUUCAAUCAACAUCCCACAGAUAUGGAAUGAGAAAUCUUUGCAUUGCUUUCAAAGUUUGCUUACACUGAAUGUAUCAGAUUGUGGCAAUUUAAAAUAUUUAUUGUCACUUUCCAUGUCUGAAAGUUUAGUGAAUCUGCAGAGCCUUUUUGUAAGUGGAUGUGAAUUGAUGGAGGACAUAUUUUGUGCAGAAGAUGCACUGCAUAAUAUUGACAUUUUGCCUAAGUUAAAGAAAAUGGAGAUUAACUGCAUGGAAAAAUUAAGUACCCUAUGGCAGCCCUAUAUUGGUUUUCAUUCCUUCCACAGUUUGGAUUCUUUGAUAAUAAGAGAAUGCAACAAACUUGAGACAAUAUUUCCCAGUCACACAGGGGAAGGAUUUCAGAGCCUUCAGAGUGUGGUGAUUACUAAUUGUAUGUCGGUGGAAACCAUAUUUGAUUUUGGAAAUAUUUCGCAAACUUGUGGUACAAAUGUGACAAACUUGCAUAGUGUCUUUUUAAAAGGGCUGCCAAAGUUGGUGCAUAUAUGGAAGGUGGACACCGAUGAAAUUCUCAAUUUUAGUAAUCUGCAGAGCAUUGUUGUUUAUGAGAGUAAAAUUUUAAAAUAUCUCUUUCCACUCUCAGUUGCCAAAGGCCUAGAAAAACUGGAAACACUUGAUGUAUGUAAUUGCUGGGAAAUGGAAGAAGUUGUUGCUUGUGACUAUCAAUCAAAUGAAAACCUUAUCACCUUUAGGUUCCCCCAACUCAACACUCUAUCGUUACAACAUUUAUUUGAACUCAGGAGUUUCUAUCUGGGACCACAUGAUAUAGAAUGGCCAUUUUUGAAAAAAUUAUUUAUACUCUUUUGUGGCAAGUUGGAGGAAACCACAAAUUUGCAAGUGAAGUCGAUCUUUUUAGCUACAGAAAAGGUCAUACACAACUUGGAAUAUAUGUCAAUCAGCUUGACGGAAGCAGAGUGGUUACGAGACUAUAUCUAUAGUGUUCAUAGAAUGCAUAAACUACAAUCACUUGUUUUGUCUGGAUUGGAGAAUACUGAGAUACUCUUUUGGUUGCUUCAUAGACUUCCAAAUUUGGAAAGCAUUACUUUGAAAAAUUGUCUCUUUGAAGGGGUUUGGGCUUCUACAAACCUUGCUGCACAUGAAAAAGUUGGGGUUGUGGUACAACUUAAGGAGUUGAUAAUUGACAAAUUGAGGUAUUUACAGAAUAUAGGCUUUGAACAUGACCUGCUUCUUCAAAGGGUAGAGCGCUUAGUCAUUUCUGAAUGCCUAAAUUUGAAAAGUUUAUUGCCUUUAUCAGUGUCAUUCAGUUACUUGACAUAUUUGGAAGUAAGUAAUUGUUCAGGAUUGAGGAAUUUAAUAACAUCCUCAACUGCCAUGACCUUGGUUCAACUGACAAUCAUGAAGGUAAGCCUCUGUCAAGGGAUUGAGAAAAUUGUUGCAGAAGAGGAAAAAACACAAGUGAUUGAGUUUAGACAUCUGAAAGCUAUAGAAUUGGUGUCUCUACCAAGCCUCACCUGUUUCUGCAGUUCUGAGAAGUGUGACUUAAAGUUCCCCUCUCUUGAAAAUUUAGUAGUGAGUGAUUGUCUUCUAAUGGAAACAUUCUCUGAAGUCCAAAGUGCACCUAAUCUAAGAAAAAUACAUGUUCUAGUGGGUGAAAAGGACAGAUGGUAUUGGGAAGGUGAUUUAAAUAGCACUCUGCAAAAACUUUCCACUGAUAAGGUUUCUUUCAAACAUUCAAAGCAUUUAACAAUUACAGAGGAUUCUGAGUUGGAGGAAAUUUGGCACAGCAAAGCUGCUUUUCAAGAUAACUACUUUCACAGUUUAAAAACAUUGGUGGUGAUGGACAUUACAAAAGAUCAUGUGAUUCCAUCUCAUGUACUAAAGAACUUAGAAGAAUUGGAGGUAGAAAGCUGCGGGGCAGUGGAGGUAAUAUUUGAUGUAAAUGACACUGCCACGAAGAAAAAAGGAACAGUGGCUCGACUGAAAAAGCUAACUUUAACUAUGUUGCCAAAUUUGAGCCGUGUAUGGAAAAAAAAUCCUCAAGGAAUUGUUAGCUUUCCCAAUUUGCAAGAAGUCUCUGUUUUUGAUUGUGGACAGUUAGCAUCACUGUUUCCUUUAUCCCUUGCAAUAAAUCUCUUUAAGCUUCAGACACUUGAAAUACAGUGGUGUGAUAAUCUUGUAGAAAUUGUUGAAAAAGACGAUGCAAUUGAACCUGGAAAAGCUGAAAUGUUCAAGUUCCCUUGUUUGUUUUCGUUGCUUCUUUAUAAUCUGCCACUGCUUGCUUGCUUUUAUUCUGGAAAACACCGGCUGGAGUGCCACAUGUUAGAUGUCUUAGACGUGUCCUGUUGUCCUAUGUUGAAGCUAUUCACAUCAAAAUUUCAUGAUAGUUACAAAGAAGCAGUUACAGAGAGUCAGCAACCUCUGUUUUUGGUUGAAGAGGUUGUUCCCAAACUGAAAGAAUUGACAGUCAAUGAGGAAAGCAUUAUCUUGUUGAGCCAUGCACAUUUGCCACAAGACCUCUUUUGCAGAUUAAAUCUUCUUCAGCUAUGCUUUGAAGAUGAGAACAAUAAGAAAGAUACUUUUCCUUUUCAUUUCCUUCACAAGGUACCCAGUUUAGAACAUCUUCAAGUGUACGAGUGCUUUGGUCUAAUGGAGAUAUUUCCAUCUCAAACACUCCAAUAUCAUGAAAGAAUACUUAUCAGAUUGAGAAAAUUAACCCUAAAUAACCUUCCAGAGCUGGACACAAUAGGGUUAGAGCACUCAUGGAUAAAGCCAUACACUGAAAAGCUUGAAGUUUUAAAGCUAGAGGAGUGCCCUCGGUUAGAAAGAUUAGUGUUCGAUGUGGUAUCUUUCAGCAAUCUGAAACAGUUGGCUGUUGAUUCGUGUGAAGAGAUGAAGAAUUUAUUCACUUUUUCAACUGCCAAAAGUUUGGUGCAACUUGAGAUCCUAACAGUACUAAAUUGUGAAUCAAUGAAAGAAAUAGUAAAAGAUGAAGAUGAAGAGGCCUAUGAGGAGAUCAUACUUGGACGGCUCAAAACAUUAAAACUGAAUUUCUUAUCAAGGCUAGUAUGCUUUUAUUCAGGGAAUGCAAUGUUGCAAUUGCCAUGUUUGAGUACAGUGACGAUAGUUAAAUGUCCCGAAAUGAAAACAUUCUCUGAAGGAGGCUUAAAUGCCCCAAUGUUUUCUGGGAUUAAAACUUCUUUGAAGGAUUCUGAUUUCCACUUCCACAAUGAUCUCAACUCGACAGUCCAGUGGCUUCACCAACACGUUUCGGUUGAACAGUCAAAGCAUUUAACUGUAGCGGAUGAUUCUAAGCUGGAGAAAAUUUUGCACAGCAAAGCUGCGUUUCAAGAUAAUAAUUUUCACAGUUUAAAGUCAUUGGUGGUGAAGGACGUGACAAUGGAUAUCAAUCAUGUGAUUCCAUCUCAAGUACUUCCUUGCUUAAAGAGCUUGGAAGAAUUGCAGGUACAAAGCUGCAAGGCAGUGGGGAUAAUAUUUGAGGUAAAUGACAUUGACACGAAGAAAAAGGGAAUAGUGUCUCGUUUGAAAAAGCUUACUUUAGAUACCCUACCAAAUUUGAAGUGUGUAUGGAACAAAAAUCCUCAAGGAAUUGUCAGCUUUCCCAAUUUGCAAGAAGUGUCUGUCUCUGACUGUGGAGAGUUGACAGCAUUGUUCCCUUCAUCCCUUGCCAGAAAUCUUGUAAAGCUUGAGGAACUUCAGAUAGAGAACUGUGACAAGUUGGUAGAUAUUGUUGGAAAGGAUGAUGAAAUAGAGCUUGAAACAACUAAAGUGUUUAAAUUCCCUUGUUUGUUGUUUUUGAUUCUUUUUAGGUUGCCACUGCUCAGUUGCUUUUAUCCUGGAAAACACCAUCUGGAAUCCCCCUUGUUAGAAACCUUAGACGUGUCAUAUUGUCCCAAGUUAAAGUUAUUCACAUCGGAAUUUCAUGAUAGUCACAAAGAAUCGGUUAUAGAAAUUCAAGUUAGUUCUACAAAUACAAUUACCCAUCUUCAACAGCCUCUGUUCUUGAUUGAAAAGGUUGUUCCGAAACUGAAGGAAUUGAGCGUCAAUGAGGAAAACAUUAUCUUGUUGAGCCAUGCAAAUUUGCCACAAGACCUCUUUCGCAAAUUAAAUUUUCUUCUGCUAUGCCAAGAGGAUGAGGAUGAAGAACACAGGAAAGAUACUCUGCCUUUUGAUUUCCUUCGCAAGGUACCCGGUUUAGAACAUCUUAAACUGUUGGGUUACUUUGGUCUGAAGGAGAUAUUUCCCUCUAAAAAGCUCAGAGUUCAUGACAAAAUACUUUCCAGAUUGAAACAUUUAACCCUAGAUAACCUUGAAGAGUUGAAGUCUAUAGGGUUAGAGCACCCAUGGGUAAAACCACACUCUAAAAGGCUUGAAUCAUUAGAGCUUAUUGAGUGUCCGAAGGUAGUAAAAUUAGUGUCUGGUGCAGUAUCUUUCAUGAAUAUGAAAUGGUUGCAUGUGACAGACUGUAAAAGGAUGGAGUAUCUAUUCACAUUUUCCAUUGCCAAAAGCUUGGUGCAACUUCUGGACCUAUCCGUACAAAAUUGUGGAUCAAUAAAAGAAAUAGUCAAAAAAGAAAAUGAAGAUGCUUCUCGUGAGAUCAUAUUUGGAUGGGUCAAGACAUUAAAUCUGGAUUCCUUACCAUUGCUUGGAAGCUUUUAUUCAGGGAAUGCCACAUUGCAAUUUUCACGUUUAAAAAGAGUAACUAUAUCUAAAUGCCCCAGUAUGAAGACUUUCUCUCAAGGAGACAUAACUGCACCAUUUUUUUGUGGGGUUGGAAGUUCGAUUGAAGAUUUUGAUUUAACCUUCCACGGUGAUCUCAACACUACAAUCAAGAACUUGAGUCACAAACAGGUUGAGGGGGAUUCCGUCAUGGAAUCAACUGAUAGAGGAAGCAGUGAUGAUGAUAAUUACACGUCUGAAUAAAGUAUAAUAAACAAAGGUGUGACUAUUACUUCAUCUAUUGGAUGCCAACCAUAAUCUCUGCAAAGAUUAGGAAUUCUUGAACACUGUUAUUUGAGAGUGAAGAACCACUGUCAGAAGAUGCUAUUGAAAAGGUUCAGUAGGCGAGAUAAUUUUCAGAACAGAGAAAUUUAUUGGGUGUUGAUCAAAUUUAUAUUUCUUGAGAAUGAAUGUACAUAAUUUGCAACUCUAUAUUAGUUUAGCAUACAGUUAUACCUUUAUGCUUUCAUUAUUCCAUUACAUAGAAAAAGAUAUGAUUGAAUAAGUA